AUGCUUCGUGCUUCUUACCCUCACACCAUGAAGACGGAAGACUCCUCUCGCAAGUGUCUUCGCUUCAUCACUUCGAUCAUCUACAUUCUUGUUAUACUUGUUGUCGUCGCUGCUUCUCUGUGGAGCUGUUAUCUGACUUGGACUCUCAUCGACGAUUCCCUCUAUGCCGCGCUGUCUCCGCAAGAGUUAACUCGGCUUGCUCACUCGCAAGGAGUGAAUCUUUUCAUACCAGUGAACCCCCUAGGGGUGACGAAAAUCGUCGUUAUUUGCAUGGCGGCCGUCGCUUGUGCUGCUGGUUUCAUCGGAGGUGUACAGCAUCUGUCGGCUACUAUCAGGGAAACGAAUCCGUACAAAUGUAUCCUCCCGGGGCUGUAUCUUCUUUUCCUCCUCUUCCUGGUGGUAGCCGGCGUCCUCGUCGCUGGAGCAUGCUUUGGCAUUUCACACCUAAGCAAAGCUGUGGAUGAGCAGAUCGAUCAUCAGCUCGUGAAGGCGAGCGAGGAGACAGGAGGUCUCAUAUCACCAAAUCUCAAAGAAGAUGUCGCCAAGUUCAUAACCCCGCUAGUGGCCUUUUACGAUACCUUUAAAUGCACUACGACUGAGAAGGUGGACUGUUGGUCCGCUGAGGUUGGGAAAAUCACAUGUUCGCCAGCAGCAAGUGCUCGUGCUGUGGCGGCAGCGAAUGAGGUUUGUUCACUCCCUCCUCGUCUCGAUCGUCACUUCUCUGCUAGCUCGAAUCAAUGCUCUAAUUGUUUCACCGCUCAUGGACAUACACAGGCUGCGCAGAUCAUUCGAGCCUCUUCUGAUGUACAGAAGUUCUGUAUUUUCCCGUUCACUCAACUGAGAGAUGCAACAGUAUCUCGACUUCGUCUCAUGGAUCGGGGCUUCUUGUGUUCUCAACUAGUUUACACCAGCGUGAACGCACAGAAAUCUAUAGUGACUCAAGUGAAUGCCCAACAGUUGAUGGACUUGGCAGAUAGUUUAGGCGUAGCGAUAUUCUUACCAAUCAACCCAGUACGAGCAUCUUGGAUUGUAGCUAUCAUAGUUGGAGUUAUGAUACCGCUUUCAGCUGUCCUUGGUAUCGUUUACCACUGCAGCUCGACCAUUAGGAAACGUAAACUAUGGAGGUACACUGUUGGUGGGACCUUUUUCGGGCUUCUGCUGUUGACGUUCGUCGGAGCACUCCUUGUGGGAGGCACUGGCAUUGGUAUGUCGAUUAUUGGUAAACUCAGUCUGAACGGGAUAAAAGAAGUGGUUAAUAAAUAUCCAGAGGUUGCGCUUUCGCUCAUUACGUUGGCGAUACUUCGGGAUUAUUCGAUCACCAUACCCGUCGGCGAGCUUCAGCAGACCGUUGAAAGAUUCACCGAUGCUAGCUGCACAGCUCUUCCGAAGGAUAUUUCCUGCUCGAGACCUUUUAUCGACAAAGUACAGUGUACGGAAGUCUACAAUGUUGAUGAUGCGAUCUUCUCGGACGUCGUCACAUCGGUUUGCUCUGCUGUACCUUCAGUAGAAGGUUUUGCAUUACAACAGCGGAACUGUGUAGCUUGCCUCGACCUUAUUGGAACUUCACAAGCAUCCAAUGUCAUCUGUGCGUGUACCUCCCAACUCCGAGUAUGGUUGCAAGCUAUUUCGGAAAAGGAUCAGCGUCGAUGGAUGAUAAUCGGCGUUCAAAACGCCGUUAUUUCUGGAGUUGCUUUAAUAACCUUGCUUUGGUGGAUAAUCUGGCAAGUUCGCCAUCGUCGAGGCAAUCACGACGUCGCAUGGCGUCGCAAGCUUAGUGCUGCUGACUCGGCAGCACCGAACUGA
Molecule: messenger RNA, 1803 nt
Organism: Perkinsus marinus ATCC 50983
Lineage: Eukaryota; Perkinsozoa; Perkinsida; Perkinsidae
Exons: 15
Coding region: 1-1803 (600 amino acids)
Source: RefSeq, a predicted model, not a curated record